CAGUUGGAAUAUUGGUAGAUAAGAUGUAUAUUGUGGCCACCCUUUUGGAUUUGGAAGAGAGAGAAAGUAGUAGUGAAAGAUUGGACACACAAACAUCAUAUACAUUCACAGCCAUAAAAUUGGAUGAUAGGCUUAUCUUCCUUCACCAAUCUCAUCCACUCUCAUCUUCAACACUAUAUGCUUACAAACACCCCCCAAACAUCCCACUGCAAACAAAGUAACACACCAUGGCUUCUGCUGCCUUCACCAUGGCCAACUCCUCUCUCCAGGUGAAUGCUAAAGGGUUUUCUGAAUUUUCUGGGCUUCGUACCUCAUCUCUUCCUAUUGGAAGGAAAGGUUCUGAUGAUUUGGUGUCUUUGGUUGCCUUCCAAACCUCUUUUGUUGGUUCAAGCAAAGGUACUAAGGGACCGGUUGAAGCAAAGCUGAAGGUUGCCAUCAAUGGGUUCGGUCGUAUCGGAAGGAACUUCUUGAGGUGUUGGCAUGGGCGGAAGGAUUCUCCUCUGGAUGUCAUUGCCAUCAACGACACCGGAGGUGUGAAACAAGCUUCCCACCUUCUCAAGUACGACUCCACCCUCGGCAUCUUUGACGCCGAUGUCAAACCCGCCGGUGACAACGGUAUUUCCGUCGAUGGCAAGAUCAUCAAAGUCGUCUCUGACCGUAACCCCUCCAACCUUCCAUGGGGGGAAUUGGGGAUUGAUUUGGUGAUUGAAGGCACAGGGGUGUUCGUGGACAGAGAAGGUGCUGGGAAGCAUAUUGAGGCAGGAGCCAAGAAGGUGUUGAUCACUGCACCUGGGAAAGGAGACAUUCCCACUUAUGUUGUCGGUGUCAACGCCGAGCUUUACAACCAUUCCGAGGCCAUCAUCAGCAACGCCUCCUGCACCACCAACUGCCUCGCUCCUUUCGUCAAAGUCAUCGACCAAAAAUUCGGAAUCAUCAAGGGAACAAUGACCACCACUCAUUCCUACACCGGAGACCAAAGGCUACUCGAUGCCAGCCACCGUGACCUUCGACGUGCAAGAGCUGCAGCACUAAACAUUGUCCCAACCUCCACCGGUGCAGCAAAGGCUGUGGCCCUUGUGUUGCCAUCACUCAAAGGGAAGCUGAACGGGAUCGCUCUACGUGUCCCCACACCCAACGUCUCAGUGGUGGACCUUGUGGUUCAGGUCUCCAAGAAGACUUUCGCUGAGGAGGUCAAUGCGGCAUUCAGAGAGGCUGCAGACAACGAGCUGAAUGGUAUCCUAUCGGUCUGCGAUGAGCCCCUUGUGUCUGUUGACUUCAGAUGCAGCGACGUGUCAUCGACAGUUGACUCGUCAUUGACCAUGGUUAUGGGAGAUGACAUGGUGAAGGUGAUUGCAUGGUACGACAAUGAAUGGGGUUACUCGCAAAGGGUGGUUGAUUUGGCUGACAUUGUUGCUAACAACUGGAAGUGAAGUGAGCUUCAGUCAUCAGUCAUUUAAUUUCUUCCAAGUAAUUGAUUACUUUUGUAUGAAUAUAAUCUUUAUAUAUAUUUUAAUUUUAUAUGUAAUGUAAUCAGAGUUUGAAGUAUUUGGAACGAUUAUUCUAAAGCAAAUAAAGAGCUUUUCUUCGUUGUUUUUCA
Molecule: messenger RNA, 1597 nt
Organism: Helianthus annuus (common sunflower)
Lineage: Eukaryota; Viridiplantae; Streptophyta; Magnoliopsida; Asterales; Asteraceae
Product: glyceraldehyde-3-phosphate dehydrogenase A, chloroplastic
Exons: 5
Coding region: 228-1430 (400 amino acids)
Biological process (GO): glucose metabolic process
Cellular component (GO): chloroplast; apoplast
Molecular function (GO): NADP binding; NAD binding; glyceraldehyde-3-phosphate dehydrogenase (NAD+) (phosphorylating) activity
Source: RefSeq, a predicted model, not a curated record